AUGUCGCGUGCGCUACAACGGCAACACAUCGGCGCUUUUACCGGUCUGUCUGAUUUCAUUUCAGUUAUGACUACGGAUUCUUGUGGAGGAGGACAAGUUUUUCGAAAGUUUACCCAAUUCAACGGAAUAAUUCUGUAAAAUCACAUCUUGUGUCAUCGAUAAGUGUGUCUUAUUAACUUGGGGGUAAUCUUCAGAAGAUUAGCUACUGGACUGGGGAUGAAGCCAAAACUCGUCUCAGUUUUCCGUGUCUGCUCUGUCAGCUAGCUGGCUAACUAGCUAGUAAGGCUAUCCAUCCUAGCUAACUAUUUCCGACUCAGCUAACGUUUGCUUUUUUUUGUGAAGAGGGCCCAGCUUUACUAGCUAGCGUUACAUGUCUUUAGUUGCUUGUCUCGAUUAGAAUAUAUUUUAUUUGUUUUGCCACGAAUUAGCGUUAUUCAAGCGUUCAAGAGUUGGUUGAACACCAGUCGAUUAUUCACCCGAAGAGGCCGCUCCGGCUUGAUUACAAGUUGUUAGCACGUUAGCUAGCUUUGUUUUUUUUUUUACAUUUUUUUUUUUAUAGCUAUAUCUGGGUAGUUGCCAGCAAACAGCCAAACUGCAGGGUUUUUGUAUUAGGCACAUUCAUCUCUACAUCCCGCUGCAAUACCCAUUUUAGAUUUAAGGGUUGUCUUUGCAGCAGUUUGAAACAUUUCAGCUUUGAGAUUAGAAAGAUUUGUUGCUGUUCAGGGCCCUGAAACUCAAUAUUAGCUUGCUAGUCUGCAUGAGUUGGGAGUGGCUAGGGGUUUGCAUUAGCUGGUUAGCGAGCUAGCUAACAAACAAGGUCAGAUGUUCUUAUAUCGCACCCGUCUAUAGUGCGUAGGAUAAACAAAACGUAAUGACACAAACUCUAUAGAAAAACAAUGUAUUAAUGACCUGUUAAACCACGGUCAGAUUGACAGCGGUUGUGUUUCAAUAGCCGUAUCAUCACCAGGCGCAGGGAUCGGAAACCCCGCACUGGUCAAAUAGUUUGUAUAAACUACCAAUCUGGAUUUAUCCGUUGCUGUGCUAAAGAUUGGGUGCCACACUAGCCUGCUCAAUAUAGCUUAUUUCCCUGUACAUUUUGAUGGACGUGAUUAGAUAUUUUCUAGACGGCUACUAUUGUUAUCGUCAUGCGAUUCUGGCUAGUCAGAGAUCUGACCUGUACAUAGUCGUGUUGAAUAACAUUCAGUGGACGUAAUGUAGCUCUGUGGAAAGAGAGCCCAAAAAUCUUUUUUUUUUUUUUUUUGAUUUACCAGUGUUGGUUACGUUUCUCGUUGAAAAACGUAAAAAAUGAAUAUAAUGUUUGAUAGCUAGUUCGUGCUUUAACUCAAAAUAGAAUAGCCAGCCAGCGGAAUAGCUAGGCUAAAUUGAAUUAACAGCCGAUGAUUGAAGACUUAGAACGUUGUCAUUCUGGAUCAAGAAACCUUGUCUUUAGUCUCUGGUUGGAGUAACACUCCCAAGCCAUCAUCAAUGCCUUCAGCGCUGGCCGUUUUCUCCUGUCGUCCGAAUUCACACCCUUUUCAGGAACGUCAUGUCUACCUGGACGAGCCAGUCAAGAUCGGGCGCUCUGUGGCACGAUGCCGACCGGCUCAGAACAACGCCACGUUCGACUGCAAGGUUCUGUCACGGAACCAUGCCCUCCUCUGGUUUGAUCACAAGACUGGCAAGUUCUACCUCCAGGAUACUAAAAGCAGUAACGGGACGUUCAUCAACAGCCAGCGUCUGAGCCGGGGGUCUGAGGAAAGCCCCCCCUGCGAGGUCCUCUCUGGCGACACCAUCCAGUUUGGAGUUGAUGUCACAGAGAACACGCGCAAAGUCACUCAUGGCUGCAUAGUGUCUACAAUCAAGCUGUUUCUACCUGACGGCAUGGAGGCUCGACGACGAUCAGAUGUCAUCCAAGCACCGUUACCACUUCCUGUUGAUAAGGUUGCAGCCAACACCCCCAGUAUGUACUCUCAGGAACUCUUCCAGCUCUCCCAGUAUCUGCAGGAGGCCCUACACAGGGAGCAGAUGUUGGAACAGAAGUUGGCAACGCUGCAACGCCUACUGGCCACCACACAGGAGGCUUCAGAGAGCAGCUGGCAGGCGUUGAUAGAUGAGGACCGGCUUCUCUCCAGACUAGAGGUGAUGGGCAACCAGCUACAGUCCUACUCUAAAAACCAAACCGAGGAUGGGAUGCGUAACGAGCUGGUAGCCCUGCAGGAAGACAAACACAACUAUGAGACCACGGCCAAAGAGUCCCUGAGGAAGGUCCUACAAGAGAAGAUAGAGGUGGUCAGGAAGCUGUCAGAGGUCGAGAGAUCUCUGAGUAACACGGAGGAUGAGUGUACUCAUCUGAAGGAGAUGAACGAGAGGAACCAGGAGGAGCUCAGAGAACUGGCUAAUAAAUACAACGGGGCCAUCAACGAGAUCAAGGACCUCACUGACAAGAUAAAGCUGGCAGAGGGUCGUCAGGAGGAGUUGACUCAGAGGGGUCAGAUGGAGAAGAAGGAACUGCAGCUUUGUAUUGAUGAGCUGGAGGAGAAGGAACAGGCUCUACAGGCCCGUAUCGAGGCCUUACAGGCUGAUAACGACUUCACUAAUGAACGCCUCACUGCCCUGCAAGUUCGGUUAGAACAGCUUCAGGAGAAAAGCAUAAAGGACAACAACAGUUUAGGAGAUCCACCAGGAGACAAUGACGUAGACGUUGACAUCGCCCUGAACCAACAGGAAGCCGUGAAACAGUUGAAAGAAGCAGUGGGCUCGUCGUUGCACAAGCUGGCCAACUUUGACGAGGUCAUAGAUGCCCACCUGCAGAACAACCAGACAGCAGAAGGAGACAGCCUUACCAGUCCUGACAGACUGAAAGAGAGGAAAAGGGUGGGAGGGAACAUCAGAGAUGCAACAAAUGUAGAAAACCUAGUGGAUGCUAAAGAGUCGGACAUGUCAGAUACACUGAGUCCCAGCAAAGAUCGCAGCAGUGACGACACGUCAGACGGAAACAUGGAUGAUCAUGAGCUGAACGAGCCACAGAACAGGGUCGCCCUGCUCAAAGAUGAGCUCAGUCGCGCCAACCUGGAGCCCGGGGACACAGAGCAGGUGAUUAACCACCUCCACAGAGAGCUGCUGGAGGCCCAGGAGUUGGCCAACACAGGCAAGCAGAAGUGUCUGGAGCUCCAGGCCUUACUGGAGGAGGAGAGGAGGAGUAACAGGCAGCAGACUGAGGAGUCAGCCAAGCAGAUCCAGUACCUACAGAGUCAGUUGGGGAAGCUAGCGGUAGACAUGGAGGAGCUGAAGGAGCAGAGAGAGAGCAGCAUCAGCAGCACACAGGAGGAGCUGUACUCUGCUCAGGAGGAAGUGCUAGUUCUCCACCACGCCAUGGAGGCCGCCACGGCCGAGAGGGAGCGAGACAUUGCCGCCCUGCAGAGGGACCUGGGAGGUGUCACGGCCGAGCUGGAGAAGUGGCGUCAGGCUGCGUCGAAAUACGAACAGGAGAUCAACUCCUUGCAGGCCACCUUCCAACAGCAGAGCCUGCACCAGCAGAGAGCCCUCGAGCUACAAGGAGAGUUGGAGCGCCUUCAGAAGGGCUGUUCCAGUCUGCAGCAGGAGUGUGAGUGUCUCCGUUCUGAGAAGACGACCCUGGUGAACAGACUACACGGACUGGAGACGGACCUGGACAGUUCCAGGGAGCAGACUGCCAGUCUGAACAGCAGUCUUCAGUUACUGGAGAAGUCCCAGGGAGAGAUGCAGAGUAGACUGGGCUCACUGCAGGACCAACACCUCCAGGACGCUAACAAGCUGCAGUCACAGCUGGCCCAGGCUGCUAGCAGGACACAGAGCCUGCAGAGAGAGUAUGAGGACACCCAGACCUUGCUAUCUGACCUGCGGCAGCGUUACGACCGGACAGAGCAGGAGAAACGCUCCAUCAACGAGGAGCUGGAACAGUGUAGAUUCAACCUCAAACUGCUGCAGGACAAGGGCAAGAAUCCAUCCAUAUUGCAGCCUGUCCAAGCCAUUUUCAUCAGCCUUAUCCUGGCCUUGCUGUAUUGGUGCUUCAGCCAGUUGUGGUAGAAAGAUUGGUUGGAGCCCCUGGAUACCAGUGGUAGCAGUGAUGGUAGCAGUGACAGCAGUGGUGCUUUACCACAACUCCAAGAGCACCUCGAACUGAGGAGGCAGCGACCUAUAUAACCACACCUCCUGUACCACCUCUACCUGUCUACCAGGCCUGCCCUGGCCUCCACUCCUCCCUCCACACCCCAACCUCCAGCCCACCUUGCCCUCUCUCCACACCCCAACCUCCUGCCCACCUUGCCCUCCCUCAACACCCCAACCUCCCGCCCUUAUAGCCUCCUGAUCGAUCCUCCAGGGCUGCUACCCCUUUGUCUCCUUGAUUGAUAGAUGUAUUAAUUCAUUAAUUGAUUACCUCCCGUCUGGUCUAGUAGUUCCCCCACAUAAAGGCCCUCUGCUUUAAACUGUACAAAGUCAAACUGUAUAUAUAUAUAUAUAUAUAGAGAGAGAGAGAGCGAGAGGAAAGAUGAAUACAAUUAGUCAUUUCUACCAUAGAUUAAAUACUAUAUCAGCAGUUAUUGUUUUCUGUAAUCAGUUGGAUGAUGGGAAUAUUGGUCAUUGUAUUAUUAUCAUUAAAGUGGCCUAAACUAGGCUUUGUUUUAGUUCUGAUGGGUACCAAACCUUUCUUAAUUUCUUUGGGCUCCAGGUUGUUUUAGAGGAGUUGACUUCCUGUGUGGUUGGUUUACCAUGUUGGGUUGUUCAUGUGCUAUUACAAAUAUGGGUUUAAUAUUGAAGCCAAAAUCAUCAAAGUGAUUAUUUGCUAGGUUACAUCCCUAAUGGUCGAACCAGCAUACUUAUCCCUGUAUGUUGCCCUGGGCAAAGGUACUGCACUAUAUAGGGAAUAGGGUGCUGUUUUGGGAACGUCCGGCCUUCAUGAGGCACAAGGGGUUGUUAAGUGCCUAUUGAAACUAACAGAGGAGUCGGUUUGAACUUUCUAGAAGCCAUUUCUAAACAACUAAGUUAUUGAAACCCAUCUGGUGUGUGUAGGUAACUGGGUUUAUACCGACAUGUAUCUCUGCUGAACUAUUCCGUCUUGUUUUAUUUGUGUAUUGUAAAAAAAAAUAAGAAUAAUAACAAUGGACAAAAUAUUCAUCAUGUUUAAAACAACACUACAGAACUUGUUAUUCGGAUGUGAUACUAGAUGAGUUUUGGUAACUUUGGAGAUAUGUUGAGUUGAGCACAGUUUAUUUGGCCUCUGGUUUUAGCCACAAGAAGACAUUAUGGGCACAACCCCCUUCAGUUGAUCCAUGUUGUUGAAGGCUGUAGUGGACUGGACCAGUAAGUAGUCUGUCUGUCUCUAAACUCUAGCCUGCUAACUCUGGGUUCUUGGCCCAUGUGCAGAUGGUAACCUACCCAGGGCAAACUCCGAACCUUAUACGGUAUGACGUGAUUAAUCUGUUGUAAAAAAAAAUACAAAUAAAACAUUUAAUAUGGGCUAUGAUGGGACCAGAGUUUUUCCAUCGGGUCAAAUGGGUUGAAGAACAACUCCUGGCCUUGGGAGUAUGAAAAUCUGUCAAACUGUAGCAACCUUGUAGUUGUUCGUAUGAAUUAUAUUUUAAAGAAGGGGGGGGGGGGUUCCUACUGUGUACACAGAGAAGGCAACAUGAUUGGACGAUAAGACUCACAUAGGGCUGAGCUUGCUAUAUGCAGGUUUGCAUCGUGUGGGUCUUUCCCUAUGCAACUGUAGGCGUAAUGAAAAUGUACCUCAGUCUUGUCAGCUUUUGUUUAUAUUGAUUCAUUCCAGUCUAGGUAGCCUAGUCGGCCCAAGUUUGAAUGUAAACUAAAUUUGAUCCCAUUCACAUGUUCUCAGAAACAAAACGGGCUAUAAAUACAGAAUGUUACUGCUUCACCUACCCUGGCCAGAGUGACUGGGCACAGUAGGCUAGACUGCAGCUGUCAGUAACCAACAGUUGAUCAGACUGAGAUCGCUAAUGUCAGAUCGCUGAUGUUUAGUUGUUUAGGCUACUACAUUUAUGGAAGUGGUUGUUUUUUGUGUUUUUUUUUUUUUGCUUGUUUCUGUCGAGAGUGAUGUGUUAUCAUGCUUGCUAAAUAAAUACUGGAGGAAAGUGGAAAGCA
This is a messenger RNA of Oncorhynchus mykiss (rainbow trout), 6138 nucleotides long. It is a transcript of the gene slmapa, whose product is annotated as sarcolemma associated protein a. The record is from RefSeq and is a predicted model, not a curated record. Gene Ontology annotation, molecular function: protein binding. Gene Ontology annotation, cellular component: acrosomal membrane. Gene Ontology annotation, biological process: regulation of voltage-gated sodium channel activity; regulation of membrane depolarization during cardiac muscle cell action potential; acrosome assembly. NCBI's taxonomy places the organism in Eukaryota, Metazoa, Chordata, Actinopteri, Salmoniformes, Salmonidae.